This is a messenger RNA of Hypanus sabinus (Atlantic stingray), 1782 nucleotides long. RefSeq names its product hedgehog acyltransferase like, b (gene hhatlb). The transcript has 11 exons. Gene Ontology annotation, cellular component: endoplasmic reticulum. Gene Ontology annotation, molecular function: acyltransferase activity. Lineage: Eukaryota; Metazoa; Chordata; Chondrichthyes; Myliobatiformes; Dasyatidae. Gene Ontology annotation, biological process: negative regulation of N-terminal protein palmitoylation. The coding region runs from base 253 to 1758 and encodes 501 amino acids. The record is from RefSeq and is a predicted model, not a curated record.
GGUCAUUGACACAAAUGAAAUAUUUCACUGUACAUGUGACAAGUGAAGCUGAUCAUCUUCGUACCCAGCUUGCAAAAUGUUCAUCAGCGUUGCAGAUUAUUUAGUCAGGGUACCGGGUCAUUGCUUCAAUUUCUAACUGGUUCUAACUCACAUUUUUUCUCUUAUUCUUUUUCCCUUCUUCUCUUAGUUUUGGUCUUCUGAUCCCAACACCGGAUUGAAAAUUUGAAUUUUGAACAUCAGUGAACUGCAGACAUGGGUGUCAAGACUGCUUUACCCAAGGUUGAACUGUACCUUUAUAGUUUGGUGCUGACCCUGGCGGUGCUGUGGUCGGCCAGCUGGGUCUAUGAAGCAUCGACAGAGAACAUGAGCAAGCAGACCUUUAAGCAAAGUGUGAAGCGUGGCUGGACAUACAUUGGUCGAAAGAUGGACGUGGCUGACUUCGAGUGGGUUAUGUGGUUCACCAAGUUCCGAAACUACAUUCUUUUUGCCUUAUCGGGCCACGUACUCUUUGGGAAAGCAGUUUCCAUGGCCUUACCUCAGCACAGGUCCAUAUACUUUAUGGUUUACGGUAUUCUUGCAGUCCUGGCUACAAUGGGCUUCUCCUAUCUCAUGUUAAUCCUGUCCCACUGCAUCCUUCUCUAUGGCAUUGGCCUGGCCAAACAGAAGUGGUUGUGUUUUGCUGCCGGGCUGUGCAGUUUGGCAACGUUUAAAAUAGAGCCCGUGGCUUCCUGGCAGACAGGGUUUGUAACGGGCACCUUCCAGCUCCAGGAUGUCCUAUUCUAUGGAGGAAGUGGCUUCACCAUCAUGCGAUGCAUGAGCUUUGCACUGGAGAAUGUCGAGAGGAAAGAUGGGAACUACUCAAUCCUGGACCUUCUCAUCUACAACUUCUACCUCCCCUUCUUCUUCUUUGGGCCAGUGAUGACGUUCGAUCAGUUCCACGCACAGAUAAAUCAGUCCAGGUUCAUGCGGAAGCAGAACGAGAUACGGAACAUUGGGAAAUACGCCCUGACGCACCUUGCUGUCAUCGUCCUGGUGGACAUCAUCUUCCAUUACCUCUACAUUCUAACCAUACCUUCCGACCUCAAGCUGACAACAACGCUUUCUGAUUGGGCAUUAGCCUGCCUGGCUUACUUCAACCUGGUGUACGACUGGAUAAAAGCAGCGGUGAUGUUCGGAGUGGUGGGGACAGUGGCGAGACUAGACUACCUCGAUCCGCCCAAGCCACCAAAAUGUAUCACCAUGCUGUACGUUUUCGCUGAGACGCACUUUGACAGAGGAAUAAAUGACUGGUUGUGCAAGUAUGUCUACGAUUACUUGGGGGAAGAGCACAACAACAUUUUUAAGGAGUUGCUGGCGACGGUCUGCACCUUCCUGGUCACUACCCUGUGGCUGGGGCCGGACCCUGUGGUCUACAUCUGGUCUGUGUGCAAUUGCUUCGGCCUCAACUUUGAGCUCUGGGUCCAGAAAUUCUUUGAGCUUGAACCUUUUGCAUCGAUUGAGGCAAAGCAGAUGUCCAAGGCAAUGUCGCGAAGAAUUAGGGGUGUCUUCGGUGCUGCAAAUUUCUGGGCCAUUAUUUUGUACAACGUCCUCUCGCUGAACAGCGUUGACUUUGCAAUAUUGGUUGCUAGAAGGCUGUUCCUUAUUGGGUUUCCACUGAGUCCGAUAACCAUCCUCUUCGUGACCUAUUGUGGAGUCCAGCUGGUGAAGGAGAAUGAACGCAGGCUGGCACUGGAAGCAGAGAAAGAGAAGGCCGACUAGACGACUGGCCAAGAGAGAGAAGGG